Acomys russatus (golden spiny mouse) is the source of this 1471-nucleotide messenger RNA. RefSeq names its product basic leucine zipper nuclear factor 1 (gene Blzf1). Lineage: Eukaryota; Metazoa; Chordata; Mammalia; Rodentia; Muridae. Gene Ontology annotation, biological process: Golgi to plasma membrane protein transport; Golgi organization. Gene Ontology annotation, cellular component: Golgi membrane. Bases 27 to 1229 code for a protein of 400 amino acids. The transcript has 6 exons. The record is from RefSeq and is a predicted model, not a curated record.
UUAGUUAAGAAAGAAAGAAAGAAAAAAUGACUACCCUUAAAAGUUUAGAAGCCAAAGGCAUCCCUACUUCAACCCCAGUCCGAGGAGCAGGAGAUGGAAUGGAAACAGAAGAGCCCCCUAAGUCUGUUGAAGUCACCCCUGGAGUCCAGCCCAUAAACCAACAAGUCCUCCAGAGUCCACGUAAGAACGUCCCCUCAGACAGCCCGGGCGUUCUUCAGCUGGGAAAGAUUCUCACGGAAAAAGCAGUAGAAGUUGAAGCUGUGAGAAUAUUUGUUCCCAAAGCUGCCAUCACUCACGACAUCCCCACCAAAAGCUCAAAGGUGAAGUCUCUAGGACAUCACAGAGAAGAGCUCCACACUCAGUCAGAGGUGGUCACAGACCCGAGGAAGGAGCUCUCAGAGGUAAAGAAGGCUGUGGAAAAGCUCAAGAAUUCUGAAAGGAGGCUGCUUCAGGACAGAGAAGGUCUUUCAAACCAGCUCCGAGUACAAACAGAGAUAAACCGUGAGUUAAAAAAGCUUCUGGUGGCUUCGGUUGGAGAUGACCCACAGUACCACUUUGAACGUCUAGCCCGGGAGAAAAACCAGCUCAUUUUAGAAAACGAAGCACUAGGGCGAAACACAGCCCAGCUUUCCGAACAGCUGGAACGCAUGUCGAUACAGUGCGACGUGUGGAGAAGCAAAUUCCUCGCAAGCAGGGUAAUGGCAGAUGAACUAACAAACUUCAGAGUAGUUCUCCAGCGUCAGAACCGAGAUGCCCUCAGCGCUAUACAGGAUCUCCUGAGUGAACGGGAGCAGUUCCGUCAGGAAAUGAUCGCUACCCAGAAGUGUUUGGAGGAACUCUUGGUCUCCUUACAGUGGGGAAGACAGCCAAUGUACUCCCCUACCACGCAGCCCCACAGCACAGCAGAACUAGCACUUGCGAACCACAGGUUGGCAGAGGCGGUACAUUCUCAUCUUCUGGGGAAUGUUGGCAUCAGCCACCAAAAGGAGGUUCCAGCAGCAGUAGAGUUCUGCAGUACCCCAGCUGAGAAGAUGGCUGAAAAGGUUCUACGUAUUUUGGAUCCGGUUACCUGUACAGAAAGCUCACCAGACAACCCAUUUGCUGAAUCUUCACCAAGCGCAUUACUCACUACAAAGAAAAAUAUUGGACGUUUCCAUCCCUAUACCAGAUAUGAAAACAUAACUUUCAAUUGCUGCAAUCAUUGCCAGGGAGAACUCAUUGCUCUUUAAUGCGGAGUGUGCUGGAGGUGUGCUUAGUGUUCUACAGUCAUUUGGGAGCUGGGGAUCUUACGAUGCUAGAAAUAAAUCAGUUCAUCUUUAUAUAAUACAUACCCACGAUGAUAUUUUAUGUACUGGAUUCCAGAUUAUUUUCUUAAUAAAUAUCUCAGGAUAAGAAAAAGUGAAGCUAUGUAGAUAUAUUUAAGUACAAAAUACUUCCCAGGUAGUACAGUGUUUGUGCUAAAAGAAGAAAA